AUGUCGAGACAUAACAGAUUCGACCUGAAUGGCAGCGAUCUUGCGAAAGAAAGACAUCAUGCCUUUCUGGGUUCGGCGAAAGUCCAGCUACGACAUAUUGAUGUCGGUUCCAAGGCCAGACUGGACCGAGCCAAAGUGAGGCAACUACGCCGAGUCUUUCGAGUGUACGGCAUUUACCCACUACAGCGGGAAAACCACGUAGAGGUUGUCAUCUCCCACUCAGAUCUCGGGCAGGUGCUUGACCAACACGGCCUGACACUCCAGGAAUUCCGUGAAAAAGCUCCCGACUCGUACCCUACGCUGGAUUUUACCGGGAGACCGCUAAAGUGUCUUCAUGGCAAGCAUCGGAUUCAAGCCGCUCGUGAGGUUCUGCCAUCAUUCCGGCGAUGGUGGAUAGUGGAUUUCUACCUGGAAGGCCUGUCAAACGAAUUGAGCACCAUUCAGUCCGAAGCCUUCGCGCACGAGAACCCGAAGACUAAAGGAGAGAUAUAUCUGAAAAUGCGUCACUACCAGCGAAUCAAUGAUCAAGUGUCCGCACGUCGAUGGAAGGCCCGGCUUAGCCCCAGUGACGUGCGGUGUCUCCUUAUGCUUCAGAAACACCCUCGAGUACAAAGGGCCUUUGAUCAGUUUCUGUCCAUCCCAGCACUCUUGCAUAACGAUGCUUUACUCAGUGAAAUCAUCCAUUACAUGCAGCGAGGCCUCUGGGACUUUUGGGCAACAACAGUCGCACAAAAUGAUAAUAGGAAAAUGAAGCUGAUCGACGCAAAGACCGUAAAGCUCUUGGAAGGCCUCGCUCCGGGCGUAAGCGCGGCAGACAGUACAACGGUUAGUGGCCUUGUGCUGAGCGGGGCAGUUUUGGCAGAUUUCUCUAGAGAUGAACGCGAGGCGAUCAACAACCGCCUGCUAAGUUACAAGGGGCGAAUUCCUUCAUUCGGCCUCUUCUUCCAGGAUGUGUUGUUUCUUGGACUCGGUGCGAAUCGAAUGAAAAAAUUAAUUGACAAAUCUAAAUGGUGGGGCCCUGACGAUACCGAGAUGGGCCACGACCGAGAGCGGAAACUCACGCUUCGAGAGAGGAUGGAGUAUAUGUUUCGACACCGCGACACGGGUAGCAUCAUGAUUCAAACACCAGACGGGGAAGAGCGUGAAGUCAGUGGCGAUGAAGAAUUGCUGUUUGACCUAGCUUACCGACAGCUGUGGCUGUGCGCUUUGCGAAGUUGUAGCGGCAGCCCAGGGGAGGGCCAUAAACCAGCAACUGUCCGCCGCUCGUGGACUCAUCCGCACGAGCGAUACAAGCUAGCUCAGCUUGCCAUGGCCCUGGGCUUUACAUCUAACAGUAUAAGUCAACUUACGAGCCGUCCUUUUGAGCCGGAAUAUCCCCCCUGGUACGAAUUUGAUGACCGCCAUAGAACCAUUGAGCUCAAGCGUUGCGGCAUUCCCUACACAAUCACAUUUCGAGAAGACAGGAAAUCGCUCUUCCUGGACCGGAUUCAUCAGGCAACAUCGGAUUGUGACGAGCUGGACUCGGCGUUCAUUCUCCGUGAUAUAUAUAUCUCAUUUUUCGGCGAUUUGCCAUCCUCUGUGUUGGGAAGUCGUCAAAGACCUAGAAGGGAUGGUGGUCGUGGUCAAACCUCUGGAGCCUGGUCAUCGCCCACGUCCAGAGCACAAAAUCGACCUUCGUCUGGAGCGGCUUCAUCUUCUACGACAAUGCCUCCAUCCACAACGAUGCCUGUACCGACGCCCCAGCGAGAAACCGGGCACCCGGCGACACCAGCCGUGGGCAUGAAUCCGCAGGCUAAUUCAGGAACAGAGCAGAGCGCACCCGGCCCAUCAAUGCAUAGAGCGGAAGUCGAACAGCCAGGAUCCCGUCCAACAAUGCCGUCGGAGACUACGGAAGCAACAACCAUGCCCCCCACCGAGCCUCCUAUGACGCCCGAAGAAACUCGGGAUUGGCGUUCGGAGUUAGAGGCCUUGACGGAGAAUUUGUGCAAAUUGCGAGAUGAUAUUGAUGACCUUGGUCCUCGGUUUGACGAUCCACAAUUCACCGAUCAGCAAAGUGCUAUGACUGAGUUGCAUAAGCUGGAUGCUGUUAUCGUUGAACCUACGGACAUCGAUAUGCGUGGGAAGUUGGGAGCAAUCGGGGCAGAAGUCACCAAACGAUGCUCGGAUAUACAAAGCGCAAAAUCGCACAUCCACGUAGUUAAUGUCAAAGUACAAAGUGAAAUCCAAAAAUUGUCGGCAUUCACUCGGAAUGGAGAAGGGAGAUCCGAGGGUAGAGCGCAGGCUGUACAGACUCUUGCGGGUGCUCGAGCUGUUUUCGAUUCUUCGAAAACAGAAUACCAGAAGGUGGACACGUUUCUGACCAAUGUCACGUCCCAUAUACAGCCCCUACAGCAACAGAUUGGGGGCUUUAAAGUCUACCUUCUGGGGAACUGUCUGAUUGACCUUCAUCAUAAGUUCGAAAAUUGCUCCUCAGAUAUUGAUACCAUCAAGCAAUCAGUGGCGAAUCUAAACACGAAACUCGGUCCUUCUGCCAGGCCAGCCUCACUUGAAACAGAAAUCAAAUUAUUGAAUGACAUUAGAGAUGCUGCAAGCACUAGGGUCAAUGCAAUAUGGCAAGAACUAGAAACUGUCCAUGGGGCGUUCCAAGAGGCUGGCGGAAAGCCUCCCUCACUUAGUCCACGAGAGUGCGAAAGUCUGCAACAAACUUCAGCAACAAGACUUGAGAUGCUUAAAGGGGAAGCAGAAAACGCACUUACGACAUCGAAAAAGCAGAUCCAAGACGUUAGAGGAAGACUACAGGCGGACUAUGCGACGGUUAUGCUCCGCGGAAAGGAUGAAAUCCAAUCUCAGUUGGACUCUGAGAAGAUUGCCCUCGAAAAGAUGAAAUCAAACUACGAAAAAGUUCAUAGUUCUGUUGAGGAAAUUCGCACCGCCCUUCAAGAAGACCGGGAAAGCCUCGAAGAGAUUAUUGAAGACAGUAUUCUGCAGACAAUGGGUGAUCUUAUGGCCAUCGAUCAUCUAGACGGUGUCGCCCUUUCAAUGCAAAAAAUGCAGGAAGCACAUAGCAACAGUGUGGAUCGAGUGCAGAACAGAAGUUUAUCCCUGGAAAUUACCCUGGACACUCAAGCGGACAUCUGGGAUGAUUACUUGAAUAUUAGGAAAGAUAUUGCCCAGCGGAACGUGGAGCAGGGGAAUCUGCUUGGAUGUAUACAAAGGCAACGAGAAAGUGUGCACGAGUUUUCCGUGCUAACGACUGAGACCUUGCAAUCAAAAAUUUCCCCUUUGUUGGAAAAAGUCGAGUCGAAGGCUUCAGAGACAAGACAUCAACUGGAAGUAGUGAGGGCAGCUGAGAGCUUGACCGCAGCCAAGCAAGCCAUAGAAUCGGCGAAGAAAGCGGCAGACGAAUCCAUGCGUUGGGCUAAACAACUGCAGGCUGUUGCUGAGCUGGCAAAAAAAGGGCCACAUGAUCUCCGCGAACACUCACAAAAAGGAGCAGACGACGCAACGACCUCAGCAGAGGAAGCCGAAUCUGCAGCUAAAGCCGGGCAGCUAUUCGUGAAUGUUUGGGAGAAUGCGGACCAGAAGAUGAAAAGUUUCCUACAGAGAGCCAACAAGUUGAAAGACUUAUCAACCAAACAGUGUGAACCAGUUCUGUCCCAGUGGACGCCUACCCAACCUCACGAUGUUGCAAAGGAGGCCCUUCAUAGAGUGUCAAACCUGGCACAUAAAACAUGUAGCCUUCGCAAAGAAAUGGGGAAUGAAAUUCUUUCCAUACUCGACAGGGUCUGCGACAGUGAUCAGCCACGGCUAGCGGAGAUAGUGAAUCUUCGUGUGCCUGAAGUUGAAGAAGAAACAAGAAAGACUCUGACCGCUGCGUUCGAUCUUUUCUACUGUGUAGCACAAAAGACAAGUGAUUACACGAAAGCAAAAAAGAUGGCAUUCGGGAAUUUUUCUACCUUGGCCGACAAAUCAAUCGAAAGCAACGACAUAGAUUUAUGGUUGAUCGUUGUCCGUGAUGCUCGGGAAGCAAAGGAAUAUUUAGACAAAACUGUCGACUUGGCGGAAAGGGGAAUGAAUGAAGCUGAUCGAUUGAAGAAAUCUACGGUCGAUCAGGAGGGUUCCAAAGGGGCAAUACCUGAACUGGCUCUCCAGCAGGUUGAGAAAACGAGGGAAUGCCUGCAAUUCGGGAAAGAAAAUCAAACCAAGGCUCACCAGAUGCUCCAAGACAUUGAGAUCAGUUGGUCGAGAGCUUUGGCUUCUAAAAAAAAGGAAACAGCACAAGAAGUGUAUGACCGCGCUUGCGACGCUGUCGGCAAAAUCCAACCGCAUCAUUCCCUCAACGAUGCUGAAAUAACCCGGAAUGCUUUCAAGACCAUGGAAGACCUCUUUAAAGUCACUGAGCAGGAUUUUGAGAAAUGUUGUGGGCCUAACGAGAGAUUCGAAGAGAUUACUGAGCAGUUUGCGAACGUGACGAAUAGAGCAAAGUCGGUCAUCAAGGGUGCGGAAGCAGUGCGUAGUCGCGUAGAAAGCGGCCAAUUCAACACGGCCCAGGGAAACCGCUCUGACGCGGAGGUGACUGACCUGCAAACAAAGCGGACUCCUACCUCUGAACAGGAUCCAGUGGGCGACCCGUCUACAUUAAAAAACAAAUCGAGGGGAAAAAGGAGCCGAGUCGGGGAACCCCCUCGACGCAUGACCCGCACCCAACGGAAGCACCAAUACGUGUUCAUUAUCAAAACUAUUGAUGGAAAGCCCACCGCAACGUGGGAKAGAGAACUUCAUUAUACUGAGGCAGGGAGAGCACUCCAAAAGGGUCGAGAACUCUGCGCGCGUGGCAGACUCUGCGCACUAAAUGGAGAAUUGACGAAGCUUGGCUUCCUGAACCCUUCAGGAUUCGAGACCAAUAUUGUCGACGGCGGAAAAGUCUUCUUCCUUGGGGCGGAGGUCGAAUUUGAGGGAGUCGACUUUGACUUACUGCUUAAAAAGGCCCAAGAGUGCUAUGAAAGCUGCCCCUAG
Aspergillus pseudoviridinutans is the source of this 5016-nucleotide messenger RNA. RefSeq lists its product as uncharacterized. The record is from RefSeq and is a predicted model, not a curated record. Lineage: Eukaryota; Fungi; Ascomycota; Eurotiomycetes; Eurotiales; Aspergillaceae. The transcript has 3 exons. Bases 1 to 5016 code for a protein of 1671 amino acids.